Amphibalanus amphitrite is the source of this 3181-nucleotide messenger RNA. RefSeq lists its product as uncharacterized. NCBI's taxonomy places the organism in Eukaryota, Metazoa, Arthropoda, Thecostraca, Balanomorpha, Balanidae. The record is from RefSeq and is a predicted model, not a curated record. Bases 887 to 2095 code for a protein of 402 amino acids. The transcript has 7 exons.
GUCAGACGUCAGAGAGAUGGCCAGCGUGAGAGUUCUGGGCUGUGAGGAGUCGCCGGCAGUCGUCAUGGUGAGGUGGUUCUGCUGUGACGUCCCAUUGCCGAUGACAAGCUCGACGACGUGAGAAGUGAUUCGUUGGUGCUGGACAUUAUCAUCUCGACCAGACGCAGGGGCUUAACCUCCGUUGCAAUUGCCGGCGAUUGGCAUUGCUCGUGGCGUCGCCGGAGUUCUGGCUCUGCGUUCGAUGACGCUACUUCAGGUGUUGAGACUGGCGCUGGUGGUUCGUCGACUGCGACGGGCGGUGUUGGCCCGCCGUCGGGUCGGUCGCGGAUGUCGGCAUACCCGGGCCCUGUCGCUACAGUCGGAACCGGGUCAGAUUUCUGCAGAUCAGCCCACUCAGAUACGUCGUCGCUGCCUGUCCUCACCAGCGGUUCUGACUCUCUCCUGCCAACCAGCGAGGUGACACAACGACUGAGGUGUUCGGUGAUAGCCCCUCCGUGCUGCGCACAAGAUGAACUACCGGUGUUAAGUCCCAAAUGUGCGUCGUGAUAAGUGCUUGUUCCUAGGAGAUUACAGCAAAAGUGAACAUUUCUGAUCAGCUGCCUGUCGAGGUAAUAGACAGAUCUCUUGUUAUAACCGUGUUGGAUGCUUGUUGGAUGAGUGGAACCUGUUUGCGGCGAUCUCACGACGACGAGACGUGCUGAACAACAAGCUCUGCAGCAUUUCCUGCGAACACCUCGACAUUGCGGUGGUGGUAUGUGAAGUGUUGCAGGAAAAAUGUGGGGAUGCCAUCGGUACCCGUUUAGGUGCACAUUAGGGUAAAAAUGUUACUGGCAUCAUUUAACCGGCAUUUACUACAUCUUUAAGUCUGACUUACUGAAGACCGGCAAUGGGCAAUGAAGUCCUAGCUCUCUUCCGAAUGGACAUUUAUAGCCACCAAGCCCAAUUGAUGCCGGAUUUGCAUCACUUUACCGUCAUCCGCAUCCUGAUGAUGUCGCCGAACGUUCAGGAGAAGUCGGAGGACGCCUGCACCCUGAAGAAGGGCGUCAUCUGGUACUGCAAGGACACCCUGCUCAGCCGCUGGAACUGGAAAGAGCGCUACUUUAUCCUGACCAAGGACUAUCUCUCCUGCUUCAAGAAGGCCAAGAGCCAAUAUUCGGAUAUGGGCGGCUUUCUGUUCAAGCUGCCACUGGCCUCACUGUGCGGUGUCGAGUGGGACCGCCUGAGGGGCACCUCCACCGUGGCCAUCAUCGACCCGAAGGAGGGUCGCCUGCUCAUCCGCUCCACCCAGGACGUGCUGAACCAGUGGUAUAAGGCGUUGAAGAAAGCCACCGAAGCCAGCAAGGAGCGUCGCCGUUUCCUGCGUAUGUCGAGCACCAACCUGUCGACUCUGAGCUCUGGACCGGGCACUCCGGCUGCCCUGAGGUCCUCCACGGCUCUUAGCGACUCCAGCCCUGCCAUCGACCGUCUCUGUGAGAGGAUAGAGCGCGAGGUGUGGGGAGGCAGCGGCGGCGGAUCGGCCGGUCGGCUCAUGAGGCGACAGAAGAGUGAGCUGGAUGCUGGUAUGGUGCUCAGGAGACAGAUGCACUAUGCCAGUCAGAAGCGGCUCAACAGGCAUAGCAUGAUGCCGGAGGUGGAUAUCUACGAUACGAAGUCGAAAAUGCGGAACGACUCGUCGCGUCAUAGUGCCAACAGGAGACACAACGACUCGUUGGACUCGGCAGGGCACUCUCCGUCCACCACUCCAUCUAAGUCGUCCAUGAGCAGCACAGAGGGCGCUGAGGUGCUGCUGCGCCGCGCGGCCGCAGGUGGCGCUGGCGGCAGUCCCGCGUUCGGUCCAGAUGGCACCACCGUCGUGCUGCGCACCAGCUCGGUGCGAAGACGGGGUCGGGGUCGUGCGCCGGCUGGGGUGCACGGUGACCAGAUCAGGCCGCACAGCAUCCUGUGUGACACGCCGUCAGACCCUACUGAGGUGGUGCUCAGGAGAAAAGACCACACCAGCGCCGUGCGACAGGAGGUGAAGGCACAGAACCGGCGCAGCUGCGACCUAUCGCUUCUCAAACGGCGCUCUGCUUACCUGACCCAGUACGAGUACUGAGGUCGAGCACCGGCCGUGAAAACCCAGCUCUAGGCUAGGCCACGAGCUCAGUACUUGGACGACAUCGUAGCAGCGGCAUGACUCAGUGCUUCAACUGGAGUGAUUGGGUUCAGUUGUCGGACGCUGCGGAUUGCGGAAGCUCGUGUCGGGGCAUGGAUCUUUUCGCUAAUGGAAAGUGGAAAACUAUGACGGUCAGUUGUGUUUCCCGUGAAGUGAGCGACGGUGAAAGACAGUGCUGCCACCUGUGCUGCCAUAUGUGCUGCCACCGACGCAUGAGGUGUUACACCUGCUUUCCGUCGCUGGAAUGUUUAUGAACAUGUAACGCCUGCCAGUAUGAGUAUGUAUUUGUUUAGAGUGUGUGACAGUCAAUGCUGAGGCUCAGAUCAGUGGACCAGCUCAGUCUCAGUCUCAGCUCGGACUUAAGUCGGCGGAUUGAUUCGCUCAGUCGGAGCCAGUCUGGGGUCAGUUCAGGCCAGGACUGCCGCGAUCCUUGGAUGGCUAAGUAUUUAGGCUAAAUUAUCGGUUUCCCGCUGACGUACGUGACUGCUGUUUCUUAUAUUAUCUUGACGGACGUGGUACCUAUGUUUUGUCACAAGAGACGUUUAAUUGAUCGGACAUUUGUUGUAUCGGGACAUAAAGACUAACUUAAUGAUUUAAUCGGACAAUCGCUAAUGUAUUUACUAUGAUUUGUGUAUGCUUUUGGUAUGACGAAGAUGAUGGUUAUAUGAUCGUUUGAUGUGACUUGGCAAUAAUGUGUAUGUUCUGAAUGUGAAACAACCACUUGCUGUUCUCAAACGAUAUAAUGCAAAAUAAUCGCACGUCACAAAUUGUGUCACUUGUUACCGAUUUAUAUUCAUUUUUAUUACCCUAUCUGGUAAACUACUGCAGUGUUCAGUGUUCACUGUUUAACGAUAAAAGACCUCUGUAAUGCUGGAUAUAUGUAACGUCUUACUGAUCAGGAUAAUUCGUGUCUCUCUGGGUUUUCUGCUGAUGUGCUCCUUGUCUUGUUUGUCGUAUACAUACUCCGAAGUAAGUCAGAUUGUGAUAUAAGUUCGGUGUUGCCAAUAUACUUAUUGUCUUAUUCCA